Molecule: messenger RNA, 927 nt
Organism: Symbiodinium sp. CCMP2592
Lineage: Eukaryota; Dinophyceae; Suessiales; Symbiodiniaceae
Source: the annotation of a GenBank genome assembly
AUGGUCAAGAAGCCCAAAAAGAAGCAAACUCAUGAGACCAGUGAGGAAGUGCCGGUGUCGGCACCGCAGAAACCAGACUUCAAGAGCAAGAAGAGGAAGCGACAGGAAAGCAAAGGCGAACCCGUCGAGAUCGAAGCUGUCGAAGAGCCAGCUGCCACGAAAGACGCUGAUGCCGCUGAGCGUCUACGGCGGGCCCUGCAGAGGGACAUCCAACAACUCGUCCUCAGGCUUCGAAGUGAAGGCAAAUCAAAAAAUGAAAUAAAGGCUGCCACUCAAGAGCUGAAGGCACAACACGGAGCUGUCAGCAAGUCGAAGUCUAAAAGUUCGAAGAGCAGCAAAAAGCAGAAAUGGGAAGCCGAUGUGGCAGAAAGACGGAAGACGCACCUGCAGCGACAACAUGAUUUAGUUGUCAUCCCAGUGGUGUGGCGUGGACGGCACGACAAACUGGACGUUCUCCAGGCCGCGGAGAAUGUCAAGGCCUGCCUUGCGCAGCAGGGCUUGGACGUGUGGCUGGACAGCAGGCGUCAUCUGACCCCUGGCCAAAAGUUUUCACACUGGGAGCAUCGUGGCGUGAUGCUACGAGUGGAGAUCGGACCACAGGAUCUGCAGGCACAGGUAUGCCAAGUUUGCAAAGCAAAAACUGCUGGCGACUACCAGUCUGUUGAAAGGAAGCAGGUGCCUUUACCACCUGCUGGAGCGCGAUCUUUGCUGCUACGACUGAAAGAGUGGGGCUUGUCGCAGCUCGACGUUGAAAGACGUGAUGGUGACUCCGAAGACGAAGUUCCAGAGGUGCACGGCAGACACCAAAAGGCCAAGGAAGCCAAGGCUGCAUCCGAGGAAGACGAAGUGCAAGGCAACUGGCAGCCAAGAGCCGCAACCACAGGCAAGAAGAAGAAGGGCAAGGUCCGUGGCAAAAAAGACGAAUGA